AUGAGCACAGGACAAAAAUACACAGACGUCAAGAAAGGAGGUGAGCCAACCAAGAUGAAUUAAAAAGUUAUUUGUGUCUACUGUUUUGCUGUAGCUAGUUAGUUAAAGUAUACAUAGGACAUUUAUAGAAGUUGACCAAUUUUGUCGAAAAUAGUUGGUACUUCUGUGUUCUAUAUUUUUGCCCAAAUGUUAGCUAGCUAACUUUCUUAGCUAGCUAGCAUUGCGUUCAACCAAGCAAGGACAGGUAGGUAGCCAGCUCAGCUAGCUAACUGUUAGCUAGCUAACAUGAGUUCUCCUUUGGAGUAGGAGUAGCUAGCUAGAAUAUCAAUUUGCGUAGCCCUGGCUUCAAUACCUCAUUGUCUAAGUAUUGAAGGCAGUACACCUGCAAGAGGUGUGCACAAAUAAAGGAUGUCUAGCUAGUAACUUCGUUAGCCUGCGAGGAGGAGGAGGAGGAGGAGGAGGAGUAGUAGUAGUAGUAGUAGUAGUAGUAGUAGUAGUAGUAGUAGUAGUAGUAGUAGUAGUAGUAGUAGUAGUGUUAGUUAGUUAGUUAGCUAGCUAGCUAUAGCAGUUAUAAGCAGGUUGCAUUAGCUAGCUAGCUAGUUUGCCAGUUGAAUCAAGUAGUACAUCAGUGUUAAUUUGUGUCAAUAACAAAAUCAUAUUUACAUUGAAUGCUGCACAGACACAAUUGUCUAUUGAUAGACAUGUGACACUGUUAGUGACCUUUUGUUUUUUUCAGCGCAGGACAGGAUGCCCCAGGAGGAGAUGAAGAAGCCUCUAAUAUGGGGUGGUGCCAGCCCCAGCCCCAGACACCUCAAAACCUCAAUUUCCGAUCCAGGUACCCCCUUGGUUGGCAUCCUGGGCACAGGUGACUUCUCCCGCUCCUUAGCCACCGGGCUGGUAGCUUCCGGGUACCGGGUGGUGGUGGGCAGCCGCAACCCCAAGCGCUGUGCCUCCCUCUUUCCCGAGGAGGCUGAGGUGACCACCCAGCACCAGGCUGCCACCCAGGCCGACCUGGUGUUCGUGGCCCUCUUCCCCGAGCACUACUCCACCCUGGCUGGGCUGAGGGAGCCGCUAGUGGGGAAGAUUCUGGUGGAUGUUAGUAACGGUACUAAGAUCAACAGGGAUAAGCAGUCCUACGCGGAGCAGCUGGCCGAUAUCUUCCCAGAGAGCAGUGUGGUGAAGGGCUUCAAUGUGAUCUCGGCCUGGAGCCUGCAGACGGGGCCACGGGACGGCAGCAGACAGGUAAGGCCUAAGUCCUCUGAACACACAACAGUGCCAGAGAAGAGACAGACAGACAGACAUUACUACUCUGAAUGACAUUUGGACGUACAGUUUUUAUAUAUUUUUUGCUCUAAACCGGACAAUGUCUGCAGUUUAUGUAAUGUUAGAUGUUUCACACAUUCUCAUCUUGCAACCAUAUUCUCACAGGUGUUGGUCAUACGAUGUCACUGUAGCUAAACGAUGUGAUGUAGGGUAGGCUAUUGGUGAAGUAUAGUGUCUCUUCAGUUGGGUUCUCCUUGGUGAAGAUUCCCUUCCCUUAGCUGACACUCUUCUCUUUACUAUCCAGGUGCUGAUUUGCAGUGACAGCAGUAGGGCCAAGAGCGCUGUACUCCAGAUCUGCCGCAGUCUAGGCUUCAUCCCUGUUGACAUGGGCCGCCUCUCCUCUGCCCAGGAGAUAGAGAACACCCCCCUGUACCUCUUCCCUUCGUGGCGUCUCCCUUGUCUCUCCACCCUCUGCCUUUUCCUCUUCUUCUACGCCUACAACUUCCUACGUGACGUCAUCCACCCUUACGCCACGGCGGGGAAGAGCGCAUUCUACAAAAUGCCGGUGGAGGUGGUAAACGUGACUCUCCCCUCGGUGGCCUUGGUGACCCUGGCUCUGGUCUACCUGCCGGGCCUCGUGGCUGCCUUCCUGCAGCUGUCGUGGGGCACCAAGUACAGGCGCUUCCCCAACUGGUUGGAUCGCUGGCUGCAGCUUCGGAAGCAGUUGGGCCUCUGUGCCUUCCUCUGCGCAGCCCUGCAUGCCGUCUAUAGCCUGUGUUUGCCCAUGCGCAGGUCUGCACGCUACAGUCUGCUCAAUGCUGCCUUCAAACAGGUGAGAAAGCGUCAUCAAACUAUUUAUAAAUAGUGUAGCCUACAUACUAUAAAUGAAUUAGUAUUGAAGUAUAAAUGUAUGGGUCUAAACAUAAGCAUUAAAAACAUUUCUACUCAUCAGCAUUUAUAACGUUUUCAAUAUGGUAAAACAUUUGUAAUGGAUUAUGCAUAUUAUAGUGUAACCACCUGACCUCACAGUAAGCAACAAUGUGUGUUUGCUGUGCAGGUGAAGGCAGGCCAGGAGGACUCGUGGGUAGAGGAGAAGGUGUGGAGGAUGGAGCUGUAUCUGUCUAUAGGCAUCCUGGCCCUGGGCCUGCUCUCUCUGCUGGCUAUCUCCUCACUGCCCACCGUGGGCAAAUCUCUCAACUGGAGGGAGUUCAGCUUCGUACAGGUCAGCACAUUUGCACACACACACCUUUUCUGUGUACAUGAGCAGUAAGUCAUUGGAGCAGUCGAAGACUGGCAAAACACAUUAACAUUGUAGCCUACUGUAGAAAGACAACCUCUGAGCUAUGCGUGUCAACUCUUCUUCUCGCAUGCCUCGGAAUUCAUAAAGGGGGAACUUUACUAUAAUGGUUCCAUUUUCCAGGGAUUUGUCCUUCUUUGGAGCUUUUAGAACUUCCCCUUCAUAUGUAUGUUAAGCUGAUCCAGUCGGCGCCAGAUUAGUCACAUGCUGCUAGUCCCUGUGAUAAAAGGCCUGGGUUCUGCUUGGCCUGUCAGAAUGGCCUGUCUGCCAAAAGCCCGGAGCCGCAGUAAAACAUUUGAGCAUUAUUCUCCAUCAAGAUUACAGUCUUGCAGUCCCUUAAGCUUGCAGCCAGCCAGACAUAAUGUAGUGAGUUCAGUCCUGCUGAUUCAUAGUGCAGACGACAGACGGACAUGGCUUUAAGUGAGUUAGGCUGGUAUUAGGAACUGUUAACUUGCCCAGACUUUCUUAACAGAGCCUUGUAUAAUUAUUGGUAAAAUUACAUUUACAUUUACGUCAUUUAGCAGACGCUCUUAUCCAGAGCGACUUACAAAUAGGUGCAUUCACCCUAUAGCCAGUGGGAUAACCACUUUACAAUAUAUAUAUAUAUAUUUUUUUUUUUAGGGGGGGGGGGGGGGGGGGUAGAAGGAUUAUUUUAUCCUAUCCCAGGUAUUCCUUAAAGAGGUGGGGUUUCAAAUGUCUCCGGAAGGUGGUGAGUGACUCCGCUGUCCUGGCGUCGUGAGGGAGCUUGUUCCACCAUUGGGGUGCCAGAGCGGCGAACAGUUUUGACUGGGCUGAGCGGGAACUAUGCUUCCGCAGAGGAAGGGGAGCCAGCAGGCCAGAGGUGGAUGAACGCAAUGCCCUCGUUUGGAUGUAGGGACUGAUCAGAGCCUGAAGGUACAGAGGUGCCGAUCCCCUCACAGCUCCAUAGGCAAGCACCAUGGUCUUGUAACAGAUGCGAGCUUCAACUGGAAGCCAGUGGAGUGUGCGGAGGAGCGGGGUGAAGUGAGAGAACUUGGGAAGGUUGAACACCAAAUGGGCUGCGGCAUUCUGGAUGAGUUGUAGGGGUUCAAUGGCACAGGCGGGGAGCCCAGCCAACAGCGAGUUGCAGUAAUCCAGACGGGAGAUGACAAGUGCCUGGAUUAGGACCUGUGCCGCUUCCUGUGUAAGGCAGGGUCGUACUCUCCGAAUGUUGUAGAGCAUGAACCUGCAGGAUCGGGUCACCGCCUUGAUGUUAGCGGAGAACGACAGGGUGUUGUCCAGGGUCACGCCAAGGCUCUUCGCACUCUGGGAGGAGGACACAAUGGAGUUGUCAACUGUGAUGGCGAGAUCAUGGAACGGGCAGUCCUUCCCCGGGAGGAAGAGCAGCUCCGUCUUGCCAAGGUUCAGCUUGAGGUGGUGAUCCGUCAUCCAUACUGAUAUGUCUGCCAGACAUGCAGAGAUGCGAUUCGCCACCUGGUUAUCAGAAGGGGGAUGGAGAAGAUUAGUUGUGUAUCGUCAGCGUAGCAAUGAUAGGAGAGGCCAUGUGAGGAUAUGACAGAGCCAAGUGACUUGGUGUAUAGGGAGAAUAGGAGAGGGCCUAGAACUGAGCCCUGGGGGACACCAGUGGUGAGAGCACGUGGUGCGGAGACAGCUUCUCGCCACGCCACUUGGUAGGAGCGACCGGUCAGGUAGGACGUGAUCCAGGAGUGAGCCGCGCCGGAGAUGCCCAGCUCGGAGAGGGUGGAGAGGAGGAUCUGAUGGUUCACAGUAUCAAAGGCAGCAGACAGGUCUAGAAGGACAAGAGCAGAGGAGAGAGAGUUAGCUUUAGCAGUGCGGAGAGCUUCCGUGACACAGAGAAGAGCAGUCUCAGUUGAAUGACCAGUCCUGAAACCUGACUGGUUUGGAUCAAGAAGGUCAUUCUGAGAGAGAUAGCAAGAGAGUUGGCUAAAGACGGCACGCUCAAUAGUUUUGGAAAGAAAAGAAAGAAGGGAUACUGGUCUGUAGUUGUUGACAUCAGUGGGAUCGAGUGUUGGUUUUUUGAGAAGGGGUGCAACUCUCGCUCUCUUGAAGACGGAAGGGACAUAGCCAGCGGUCAAGGAUGAGUUGAUCAGCGAGGUGAGGUAGGGGAGAAGGUCACCGGAGAUGGUCUGGAGAAGAGAGGAGGGGAUGGGGUCAAGCGGGCAGGUUGUUGGGCGGCCUGCAGUCACAAGUCGCAAGAUUUUAUCUGGAGAGAGAGGGGAGAAAGAAGUCAAAGCAUAGGGUAGGGCAGUGUGAGCAGGACCAGCAGUGUCAUUAGACUUAACAAACGAGGAUCGGAUGUCGUCAACCUUCUUUUCAAAGUGGUUGACGAAGUCAUCCACAGAGAGAGAGGAGGGGGGGGGGGGAGGAUUCAGCAGGGAGGAGAAUGUGGCAAAGAGCUUCCUAGGGUUAGAGGCAGAUGCUUGGAAUUUAGAGUGGUAGAAAGUGGCCUUAGCAGCAGAAACAGAUGAAGAAAAUGUAGAGAGGAGGGAGUGAAAAGAUGCCAGGUCGGCAGGGAGUUUAGUUUUCUUCCAUUUCCGCUCCGCUGCCCGGAGCUCUGUUCUGUGAGCUCGCAAUGAGUCAUCAAGCCACGGAGCUGGAGGGGAGGACCGAGCCGGCCGGGAGGAUAGGGGACACAGAGAGUCAAAGGAUGCAGAAAGGGAGGAGAAGAGGGUUGAGGAGGCAGAAUCAGGAGAUUGGAGGGAGAAGGCUUGAGCAGAGGGAAGAGAUGAUAGGAUGGAAGAGGAGAGAGUAGUGGGAGAGAGAGAGCGAAGGUUGCGGCGGCGCAUUACCAUCUGUGUAGGGGCAGAGUGAGUAGUGUUGGAGGAGAGCGAGAGAGAAAAGGAUACAAAGUAGUGGUCGGAGACAUGGAGGGGAGUUGCAGUGAGAUUAGUAGAAGAGCAGCAUCUAGUAAAGAUGAGGUCAAGCGUAUUGCCUGCCUUGUGGGUAGGGGGGGACGAUUUUACUGAGUUACAGUUCGAUUUUACUGAGUUACAGUUCUUAUAAGUAAAAUAGUCAAUUUAAAUAAAUAAAUUAGGCCCUAAUCUAUGGAUUUCACAUGACUGGGCAGCAGUGCAGCCAUGGGUGGGCCCUGGAGGGAAUAGGCUCACCCACUGGGAAGCCAGGCCCAGCCAAUCAGAAUGAGUUUUUCCCCACAAAAGGGCUUUAUUACGGACAGAAAUACUCCUCAGCAUACCCCCCCACCCUCCCUCUGACGAUCCCGCAGGUGAAGAAGCCGGAUGUGGAGGUCCUGGGCUGGUGUGGUUACAUGUGGUCUGCGGUUGUGAGGCCAGUUGGAUGUACUGCCAAAUUCUGUAAAAUUUUAUUGGAGGCAGCUUAUGGUAGAGAAAUGAACAUUCAAUUCUCUGGCAACAGCUCUGGUGGACAUUCCUGCAGUCAGCAUGCCAAUUGUACACUCCCUCAAAACUUGAGACAUCUCUGGCAUUGUGUUGUGACAAAACUGCACAUUUUAAAGUGGCCUUUUAUUGUCCUCAGCACAACGUGAACCUGUGUGAUGAUCAUGCUGUUUAAUCAGCUUCUUGAUAUGCCACACCUGUCAAGUGGAUGGAUUAUCUUGGCAAAUGAGAAAUGCUCACUAACAGGGAUGUAAACAAAUUUGUGCACAAAAUGUAAGAAAAAUAAGCUUUUUGUGCUUGUGGAACAUUUCUGGGAUUUUUUAUUUCAGCUCAUGAAACAUGGGACCAACACUUUACAUGUUGCGUUUAUAUUUUUGUUCAGUAUACUUAGGGAUGGGGAUGAAAUGGGUGAGUCACGACAGUGAACCUUCCCGCCUGUCAAGGGUAAUUAUAAUUCAGCUGCUCUCUGUAGUGCCCUGUACUGUGCUAAUAAUUAGAGGGAACACACACACAGACACACACACGCGCUGACUACAGGGGCUCAUUAAGGACAAAUGUUGAGCUUGUAGGUCAUACUGUCCCCUUGGGCCUCUUUACUACACUCGUGAGCUAAUAUACUGCACAUAUAAUAUACCACUCAAGUCACCACUUCCUUUCACCUCACUAAGAUGUUGAGUUAUUAGGUUAUGUAGAAGGUUCAAAGGUCAACAGCCAGAUCCCCGGUGUUCUGUACAUCUGGGUAGGCCAACCUCGUUUGCAUUUACAGUCUUUCAUAAAGGGGUUUGAUUGGGUAUGGAUGGAGUAUUGGGGGAUUUAUAAGUUCAGAAGUGUAUUUUUUUAAAACGUUCAAUAUAAAAUGGGUCCAUCACCAUCGGAUCUCACGACCUGACAUUGUAUUGAAUAAAAAAAACUGGAUUUCAAACCAAAUUAACUUAUAGUGAGUACAUCUGAAGCCGGCUAUCACCCAGAUUCAGUUCAAUUCAAAUACGUUUUCUCCCCUCCAGUCCAGACUUGGCUACACCGCCCUGGUGAUGGCCACCCUCCACACGCUGACCUACGGCUGGGACCGGGGCUUGGACCCGGAGCAGUAUCGCUUCUACCUCCCUCCCACCUUCCUGCUGGUGCUGGCCCUGCCGCUGGCUGUGCUGCUGGGGAGGCUGGCUCUGUCCCUGCCGUGUGUGGCUCUCCGGCUGAGUCGUAUCAGGAGGGGUUGGGAGAAGAGCCGAGCCAUCCGCUUCACACUGCCUGAGGACGAGUGUAACGGGCCAUCACAGGAUGACAUCAGUAAUGUUUGAGAGAUAUGCUUGGUUUAGUCUUACAUGCAGGGUUGAAUGAAGGAAGCAUGGAAGACACACACACACACAGGCAAGUGGCGAUGGGAGAGAAGUACUGACCGUGUCAUUAUAAGGGAUGGAAUAUCACCAACAGUAGCCUUAUGCAUCAAAAACAAUUUAGAGAUUUCAAUGGCCUUUGUUUUACUAGUGAACAUGCUACUUGUUUGGAUGCCAUUUCAUCUAUAGCACUACUGUUUACCUUGGUAUAUUUAUCAAGAGAAAUGAACUAUGGUUGUAUUGCUCACUAAGCCUCCGGCACAUGUACAGUUAUGCAUUUCGGAUAUGGCUAUUAUAGUGCUGCUUUUAAAUUUGCUGCCGCUACUCCCUUUAACUAAACUGGAAACCAGACAUUGUCAUUGUCUUCCUACUAGUCUCUUAGCCAGUCAAAUACUGGGCAUCCAAUGCUAUCACACAAAUCAAAAUAAAAUACAUUGUACUUGUAGUAGCCUCUGUCUCAGGCUUUCACUUCAAUGUGAGCGAAGCCUGGGCAUCCGAGGCUGUACUUGUAGUACUGUUAGAUGCCUCAGCUCUGUCCUGCUCGCGGCUGAAUCUGGCUCAGCUGUCUGAUUUGCCUGCCCUGACGCUAAGGUCAGUCAGAGCCAAAAUGUUGCAACUCACAACAAUGUCAUCGGUUGUUUGGGGGUGUCAUGCCUGCUUCUGCUGUGUAAUCGCUUCUUACUGCUCGGAGAUGUGUUUAGAAAAUAGACCUUUAUAUUUUCUGCCUUAGAUUAUUGUUGCACUGUUUUUACGCGUCAAUGAAUGCACUAUAAUGUUUAGACUUUACCUGGUCAGAGUCUUUCAAAGAUCAAAUGUGUGUCAAAGAUUGGAGAAAUGUACUAUCAAGUCCCAAAUUGUUGCUGGCACCAAACCCAGUCGAGGAUGGCUCAUGUUUUGUUUCUGUGUUGAAGUUACACUGUGAUAUAGGUAUAAUUUAAAUAUGACAUUGUAUAAAAUGUACUAAUUUUAUUGAAUGAUCAAACAAACCUGCUGUCAUGGUGACUCAAUGGUACAUCUGAAAUUGUAAGAGCUAUUUUAUAUUCUCUGACUGUUACAUUUUUUCUUGCGUCACUUGUGGUUCUGUUAAAUGUACGAAUUUCCAUUGGUUUAUCCACAAAAUGAAAUCAAAGACAUGUAUAUUUUGAUAGUGCUUAUUUUCAGAAUAAACACAGUAUUUUCCACAACUUACC
This is a messenger RNA of Coregonus sp. 'balchen', 8434 nucleotides long. The record is from the annotation of a GenBank genome assembly. Lineage: Eukaryota; Metazoa; Chordata; Actinopteri; Salmoniformes; Salmonidae.